AUGCAACUCAGCGAACUGGGUCGACCCUUCACUGGAGGCUCCUGGUGCGGAACGUCAUCAGGUCCAGCUGCCUACUACAGUGAAACGUCAACAAUAACAGUUACAGUCAAACUGUUUGGUUCAGCAGAAAUUCCAUUUGCUUUUCGUCUAAGAUAUAGGUUCUUCUCCAAGAGAGAAGCAAUAGUUAGGUUCGGUUCGCCGGUGUCUCCUUUAGAGAGAGGCCAGAUAGCUCCUGGAACUUAUUGUACUAGACAAUUCGAAGAGUGUUAUAGAAAGCCUUGUAGAUUACAAUCACCCAAUUAUCCUGGUAUGUAUCCCCGAAAUGUUUCGUGUUACUGGAGUUUAAGGCAGAAGUUUGUACCGACUUGUAAACAUGCUAUGAUUUCUGUGAGGCAGGAAGCUGUGCAUAAAAUGCAGAUGAAGAGAUCGAUCAAUGUUGCUGGCUUGAAUAAAACUGAAAGAGUGCUAAAAGCUUGGAGAGACUGCACCGGCGAGAGAGAUCAUCUGAUUUUUUACGACGGUGGUUCAACAAAUGACGCUGUAUUAGCAAAAUACUGCGGAGGUGACUGGCUUCCACGAGUUGUUUCUCGUGGUCCUGAAAUGUUGGUUGCUUUUCAUUCGUCCCCGUUUAGUAUACCGUUGCAUUCGCCUUCAUCUCAAUCAACUUUAAGAGGAUUUGAACUAGAUGUUGAGGUUAUUUUUGUAGACUCGGAUUCGCUAGAUUUUUCACGCCAUAAAGUAGACUGUGUAUUUCAUAUCAACGCUACUAGUCCCGAUAGCGACGAAAUUUGGACUGGUAGAGGCCGUAAAGGUAAACUUUUGAGUCCUAAGCAUUCCUUGCCACCAAACACCACUUGCACUUAUAAGUUUAGCGGAUAUCCCGAAGACUUAGUUUGGAUUGCCUUUAUCUCAUACAGCCACAAGGCAUUACUGGUCGGAGAAAAUGCGCAUGCUUUGCUCCGCAACGAUACGUCUAAUAACGGUUGUUCAACGAGGAUAAGUAUUUGGGAUGGGAAUAGAUUAGUAGAAGAUAGAUGUGACGAACCUCCCAGACUGUGUGACCAUAGCGCGUUAAGCAAUAAUACUAGAAUCACUAGACCUUGUUCAAGGGAGGAAAGUUACUUGACAGUAGAUAAGAGUUUAGUUAUAAGACAUUAUACAGAAGAUGGCACUGCCUUGCAUCCAGCAUCAUUUAAAUUAAUGUAUGAAUUUGUAGAUACUAAGUUAGGAGGAGAACCAUGGCCUAAAAGAUUUGAAGGUGGUCCUUGUCACAGAGUGUUCAAACAUCAGCAUGUAGGAGAAGUAACAUCUCCACGAAAUAUCUUCCUUUAUGGUAGAGGCGGUGCGAAAGACUUAGACUGCGUUUAUAGAUUCGAAGCUAGUGUCAACGAAAGAGUGCGAUUGAUUUUAAAUAAUGCUUCUUUUGGAGUAAAUCCUACCUGUGAAACUGUAAACGACCCUCAUACGGGAAGACAGAUAUGUGAGUAUUCAUCAGGAGCUCGUACUGCCGAACUGAAUAUAUUCGAAAAGCCUUGGGACGAUAUUAGAAUUCAUAAAACUUGUAUCUGUGAUAAUGUUACACUUUCAAACAAACCGUUGGUAUUCAUUUCUGCCUCUAGAGUCCUAGAACUCCAAUUUACUGCCAAAGAUAUGAACAUAACUGAAGACUUUACUUUUAUACAUUUUCAUAUUCUGUUUGAAAUAAUAAAAAUGGAUGAAUGUCCAAGAAAACAGAGGCUUAGGGGAUAUGGAGGCGACGUGCAGUUGCAUUCUCCUCCCUCUGAUAAUGACGACAGUUUAUGCCAAGGCAUGCCUUGGAUCGUAGAGGCGCGAUAUAAUAGAAGUUUGUUUUUGUUAAGUUGGGGAGCUUUUCUACCCUUAAAACCCCGACUAGAAGAAUCAACUCGCUGUCCCACUUCGAAUCGCAUUAUGAUAUAUUCAGGACGUCCUCCAAAAUUAGUACGAGUAGUUUGUCCAGCGGAACCAGGCACUCGUCCCCUAGCUGUUCACGUAUUCAGCGAAGAAUGGUGGGGGGAAGCCCAAGCUCAUAUUGUUCAACGACCUCCUAAUUUCAUGAUUGACUGGAUAGGAUCUGAGAGUGGAGAAGCAGCUUUUAGUUGGUUAGAAAUCUCCAGGUCUCGAUCAUCGCUCCUUCACCAACUGCAGGUUCCCAUAAACGCUAGCAGUAAUGAAACUGACUUGGAAUGUGCUCACAAAUGCCCUGAGUUAGAUGCUUGCAUAAGUUCAUCCCUCUGGUGUGACGGAAAAGACCAUUGCCCGUCUGGUUACGAUGAAUCCGAAAGCCAUUGCGGCGCCACUUCGAAGCUACUAAAUUCUCUACCACUGAGUGCUAUGGCUGCAGCAACAGCUGUGAUAUCUUCAAUCAUUCUUCUAGUUUGCUUAACGUUGCACAGGUCACGCGCUCGACGGAGACGAAGGCUGGCUAAAAAAAAGUUACUCACUGGUCCUAAAUUAUUGAAUUCUAGUAUAAGUUCUUGA
Molecule: messenger RNA, 2499 nt
Organism: Diabrotica balteata
Lineage: Eukaryota; Metazoa; Arthropoda; Insecta; Coleoptera; Chrysomelidae
Source: the annotation of a GenBank genome assembly